Spodoptera litura is the source of this 6456-nucleotide messenger RNA. RefSeq names its product enhanced level of genomic instability 1 (gene elg1). Gene Ontology annotation, biological process: DNA repair; mitotic DNA replication checkpoint signaling; DNA damage checkpoint signaling. Gene Ontology annotation, molecular function: ATP binding; DNA clamp loader activity; ATP hydrolysis activity. The record is from RefSeq and is a predicted model, not a curated record. NCBI's taxonomy places the organism in Eukaryota, Metazoa, Arthropoda, Insecta, Lepidoptera, Noctuidae.
UCAGUUGUAUUAAGAUAUUGUACCUGACUAAAAUAAUUUUAUAAGCAUGAUGACAUAGCAUUUGUAAUGAAGAUGAAAAAUUAAAGGAAUCCUAUGUACACUCAUUCACCAAUAAAAUCGAUUUUCUUAUUUAUUUAUUUAUUACACAAUACACACAAAAGUUAAAGUUUCAGGUUUAAGGACCCAAUACGAUAACAAGGUUUUUAUUAAAUCUAGCGACAACUUACACCAUAUUAAACUUAUAUUAACUAGUAAAGUAAUCCAAACUAUUACAGAGAUAACGGAAAAAACAAACCUUAUAUUAAAUUUAAUAAAAUAAAACAAAUAAAUAGCGUUAUUAUUGUUAUUGUUAUCGAGAUUACAGACUUCUGAUAUUUGGCUUGGCUUCGAUUGAAGUACGGCUUAAUGGGCUUAACCAAUACUCCGAGCAGAACGGGAACGCUUUGUACCAAAUUGUAGUUCUACAAUACAAUUUGGUACCAAAGCGUUUCAUUCUAAUGAAACUGAAACAUACUUUUGUUGUUUAUGAUCAGUCAACUCCAAUGUCAAUUUGACAUUUAGGCUCUAAGACAUUAACAAUUUGACAACUAGUAAAACACGUAAAAAUAAUGCCGCCAAAUUGACUUUGGCGAAGGAAUGACAAGUUUGAUAGCAACUGCGUCCUUCUCAGUCGUCGACGACAUCAAUUCAGUUAAAGAAAUAAAUUACCACAAGUAUCGCCAACGAAGACACGUCCUCAAGUCGAAGGAAAAUACCAUUAGACACAGAUGUGAUAAGGUGCUUAAACGGAAGUUACGAAAGUAUAAACUUAGACAAGAUGGGCAAGAAGAUCAAGAUAUAUUAGAUGUGUCGAAAAUUCUCGUUUCAUCACUAAUUAUCAGGUCCCCAAACAAUCGAAAAGAUCCCUAUUUAUGUGAAGAUAGCGAGUUAGAUGAUUGGAGGCCUAAAAAUUACCUUUUCAAAAUGGUUAGAAGAAAGCCUGUAAAGAUAAGUGAAAGCUUGAAAAACUCUAACACUGAGGUAGAUGUCCAAGAUGAUGUGACCAGAGACAGUCCUUCAGCUGUCACUAGUCAGGAAAAAAAGCAAACAAAUGCAUUCAAACUGUUAAUGGAUUCUAGAAACAAGAGCCUUGGGUGUAAUUCUCCAGGUAAAGACAAAAGUGAUGAAAACAUUGAUACAACCGAAGUAAUUGAAAGAAAGAACAUGAAAGCUAAAAGGCAAUUGUUACUUCAAAAAAUGGCUGAAGCAAAGGGAUCUUUGAAAAAUAAAGAAAUCGAAGAAUUUCAAGACAAUAUUAUUAAAGAUCAAUUGGAAAAGAGAGCAAAACGAUUAAAAAGUAUGAUUUUCAAAGACACUAAAUCUGACAAAGAAGGUAAAAGUUCUAAUGGCAAGUUAAAAAAAGAUGAAAUAAUUGAUUUGUCAAUAGAAGACAAAGCCAAAGUUGCAGAUAAUAACAAUACAAAGAAACAAACCAAGUCAAAUACAUUCAAGAUAGUUGAUAUAUUCAACACAGUUGAAGAGAAUACUAUUAUUACUCCAGUAAAAAAACACAUAUCCAAGGAAGACGAAGAUUUUCUGAAUAAGUUGUCACCCUCUUUAAAGAAAAAGGAAAGUAUGCUCUGUUAUUUUAAAAAAAUAGAUAAAGAUACUGAAUGUUCUCCUACUAAUUCAGAAAACGAUAACCUUAUAAAGGUAAAACUUCAACCUAGAAGUAAAAAAAAGAGUAAGAAGAAGAAAUUGAGCUUGAAAAAAGACAGUUUAGAAGUAUGUGAUUUAACGGAAACUAUUAAAGAACAAGAAGAGAACAUUAAUGAAGAAGUUAGCGAAAUACUUGUGGACAAUAAUGAAAAAAUAACAGAUAACAAGGUACAUGAAUCCUCCAUCAAAACUCAACAAAAAUCAGAAGAUAAAACAUUAGCUAGUAUUAGUGUUAAUAUUCCAGACUUUACAACAGAUAAUAAGAUCCUGAAUGUAAAUGGUGACGGUGUUAAAGUUAAGAAUGACAGUCAGAAGCGGAAGAGAAAUUCAAAACUCGAUACAAAACUUGAUUCUGAGAAUACAAAUAUCACCUGCAACAGUGAGAGCAGACCGAAGAGGUCAGUAAAGAGACCAGUGAAAUAUGUUGAUGAUGCUUGUCUGUCAAGCUCUGAUGAAGACUUGCACAUUUUCACACCAAAAAAGAAAAAGCACAUUGAAAGUAAAAAUGAUAAAAAACCAGUUUGCUCAAAGACUGACCAGCCUCUAGAUGAACUCAAACCUGUGAAGCCUAAAGCAGAAAAGAAAAUAGAGAAGGUUCUGAAAGAUGUGACAUGUAAGAAACCUACCAAACUGGCUCCCAUAUUUACAUCUAAACAAACUGAUCCAGCUGCUUUAGAAGCUAAACAAAAAUUUUUACAAAGUGGAGUCCCAGACAAAUUGAAAAAGCAAAUACAACAACAAAAAGUUUGCUCUAUUCCAGAUAAUAGCUUUCCUGUGGUUGUUCAUGUUCAACAAAGUACUGCAAUACUUGAAGAUAAUCAAUUUGUCAAUAUACCAUUAAUGAUUACUGAAACUGAAGAAGACUAUACAUUAUCUUAUGAAAAUAAUAAAAUGCAAAAAUUGCUAAAUCUUAAUCAGGACCUCAGUUGCCAUAGUGUAGACACUAUAAGCAAAAAGAGCACACAGGCAAUGUUACAGAGUAUAAAGAAGUUGCAUCCAAAGUUCCCAGUAUACAGGACCUAUCGAUAUUUGAGAAGUAAGGGAAAGGGAGAGUUUAAAGACUGUAGUUAUGUAGAUGUAGAUAACAGUAUUGAAGUUUUGGGUGAUAUGGUAGAUGUUAUAAAUGACAGUCCUGACAGACUAAAUUGGACUGACAAGUACAAAGCUAUAACUACCAAACAAAUUAUAGGCAAUUUUGAGACUUUAAAAGAAUUAAGAAAGUGGUUGGUAUCAUGGACAGAGAAUCAAGUUAAAUCAAAGGCUAAAAGUAAGGCCAACUCAGAUAGCUCAGACUAUUAUGAGUCUGAACCUGAUAGUAGAGACAGUAUGAAGUCUACAAACAAUCUUUUAAUACUGGCUGGUCCUACAGGGUGUGGCAAAACCGCAAGUAUUUAUGCUGUUGCUGCAGAUUUAGCCAUGAAGGUCAUUGAAGUUAAUGCUAGUAGUAGACGGACGGGAAAAAUCAUGUUACAAGAUUUACAGGAAGCAACACAAUCACAUAAGGUUAACAGAGGUACAGGAAAUUCAGACAAUAGUCAAAAGUCACAAGAAAAACAAACAGUUAUUCCAAAACAGACAAAGAAGCGAGGUAGACCAAAGAAGGCCAUUGAAGAAGAGAAAAGUAAAGCAUCAGUUGUAAAGAAUGAAGUUCUAAGUGGCACUACCCUAAGCCAGGAGAGUACUAGGACAGAUUCAUCACUUAUACUCAUUGAUGAUGCGGAUAUAGUAUUUGAUCAAGAUGAUGGUUUUACUUCAGCCAUAGUACAGUUAGUCCACUGCUCAAAAAGACCUGUAAUUUUAAUUACAUCAUCAUUAGUUUGUCCACAUUUGCAAAGGUUUGUACAAAAUGCAAAAAUAUUAAAAAUGAGCCCUCUUCUGCCCAGAAUUCUUGGGACAUGGUUAGAUAUCAUGUGCCUAGCAGAUAGUGGAAUGUGUUGGCCUGGUGUUGGAGCCAAAAUGUUGAAUUAUUUUAAAGGAGAUAUAAGAAAAACCAUCAACUACCUGCAGUUCUGUUUACCUAAAGUACAGAGUGUUGCUUCGGAGGAAGAAGCUGCUUCACAAAAUGUUGAUUUUUAUAAGAAUCACAUUGAUGAAGAAAGCUCCUGUAUGUCUUGGGCAGAUAAUGAUGAUACAGAAGGAAAAACAAGUGCAGCUGGUGAUGUGGAUAUAAAUACUAUUUGGACUGCUUUUGCUUCUAAACAUUCGAAUUUAAUGAAUCUAACAUGUCCAGUACAAUUAUUUAACAUGUGGUGGAGUAUGCCAUCCCUAUUAACAACUACACCUACUGAUCGCCCUUCACAAAAAUGCAAUAUUAGUCAUAAGAAGAAGGCUAGCCUGGAACUGGAAGCAAUAGCAAAUGCUGCAGAUGCUUUUUCGUUGUCUGAUUAUUACAGUCACAUCAAUCCAGACACUGACAGAAAUAUUACAUCACAACCUUGGUAUUGUCCUGAGAGUCACAGUGUGUCAGAAAGAGAGAAUCCUGGCUACUAUCAUAAGGAACAUGAAGUUAUGAGUGAAAUUUGUCAUACAAUUUUGACUGGUUCUAUUGCAACAGCACAAGAUGUUCUAAGCUGUGAUAGAAAAACAAACAUUAGUUUUCCGGGAAUGCUGUUAAACAGACAAAAAGACCGAGUGGUAUCGAGGCACAACAGUUUGACGAGCUACUUGAACGCGUCAGCAGUGUUGGACAGGCGGGCCCUUGCGUUGGACUAUUGGUCUUCCUGCCGAACUAUUUGCAGGCUUGAGAAGUCAAAGAAUGACACCAACAUGAAAAGAAACAAUCGCUUCUGUCACUAUCUUAAAUCCUUAAGUGUUCUUUGUAAAAGUGAUACUUUCGAUAACCUCUGUGACAGUUUAUGUUCUAAUGUAGGAACUGAAUUAAAUAUCAAUAAUUUUAAUGAAUGAUAGAUAAAAUGUAAUGUUCCCGGUACUUGUAAUAUAUUUAAUAAUAUUUUUAGUUCAAUAAAUAUUAGUUGUUCUAUUAGGUAGUUUUUUUAUAUUAUUUUCGUCUUAGUUUAGUAUUCAGAUGCAUGGACGAACGGAAAUUGCAUAAGAUCAAGUUAUGAUUUGUUAUAUUAGAUUCAUAGUUAUGUUGUAAUAGAAUAGUCUCACUGCAUUAAGUGGUUGUUAAGAUACUAAAUUAUUUUUGUAUAAAAUAAUUAAUCAUUAUUUUUGUAUAAAAUAAUUAAUCUUUUAUUAUUAUGAUUGAUUAUUCUUAAAUUGUAUUUUUCUUGGUACUCACUGCUAUACAAAGAGCACGAACUCUGAUCAUGUAUCAUUUGUACUGAACAAAUACACAUAAUUACGCAAGAUUUGAUAAUACAGCUAUUUUCGCUCAUGUUGCUAAAAUUAAAAUUGUUUUUCGAAGAACUUAAGCCCAUUUAUCUCUUGGCAACUGGCACCUAUUCCUGUUUUGUCUGUCUGUGAACAAAAUUAAUGCUUUAUCAUGUAUGCAGAUAACAAUAUCUGUAAAAUAACAAAUUUGUCUUAAUUUUUUUUGUAUUUAAAUGUAAUUAAUAACUUGGUAACAGGCAAAUUAUAAAAAUAUGUUUACAAUAAUUAUAUAAAUUCAUAUUAAAAUUACGUGACCACAUGUAUAUGUGGCGUGCGCUUUCUAUAGAGUGGCACAAGUACGAAACGAAUAGGAUUAACAAAAUAAAUAAUUUUCAAGACAAAAUUAAAUACAAAAUAUAUAUACCACGUAAAUAGAUAAAAAUACACAGAUUUUUUGAAAGAAUAAAUACUUGAUACGUUUGUGCAAUGGCCAUUGUUGUCUUAAUGAAAUAAAUAUUGUACCAAAAGUUCCACAGUUAGUUUUCACUAGUACUAGAGUAGCGUUAUUCCUUACUUAUAGGCAAUAGUCAAAAUAAAAUAAAAAUAAAUAUGGCAAAUAAUUGGCCUGCUACGUGCUACGUGCGGCCGGCCAUAUAAUCCUUCACUGCUCUAUCUAGCAUAAGUCCGCCAUCCACUGGUCAUGUAUAUUUACAAUGUUAACUUCUCUCUCUUACUUUACCCGUUUAUACGGUAGAUAUCUAUCUAUUUCGCUCUUACUCUCUUUUAAUAUUAAAGUGACCUUAAAACGUAUGGACUGUACAAUAAACUCUAUACAAACUGUAAAGUAAAUGACCCCUUAUCGUGAUAUUUAUUUUUUCUAAAUUUUAAUGAGGUCUCAGUCGACUGAAGAUUUCCCUGUUCCAAGAUUUCAUACGAUCUCGUGUUAAUCAGUAAUUAUUUUGUAAAAAACAUUUUUGUUAAUGAAAAAAUGUACGUAUUUCCCGUAUUAUCUUUUUCGCAGAAGUCGUAUUUCUACCUUACUAUAAUCAAUUGCAUUGAAGAUAACUUUGCUUCGUUGAACGAGUGAUCAUUAUAUUGUCACUGCCCAAGCUCGAGGUCUCUGCUUCGAUUAGGCAAGAAAGUAGGUAUUAUAUAUUCUGGCAGUGUAACUAUAUAGGCUCUUAUUGUUCUGCUGCAAAAUUCUCUGUUAGCCACACUUCAAAAAUUGUGUCCAAUAUCUGGCAAUCGGCUCAUUCGCAUGUGGCACAACAGAGAAAAGUGUAUAGGUAUACCUAGUACGUAGAUAUACAGAGAGUAUCUUACUUCAGCAUUAGUAAUAGUAGUAGAAGAAGAUACACCUUCAGGGAAUAACUGGCAUGUUUCUAUGUACCUACCUAUGUAAGAUAUAAGUUAGGUGAUUUCAAAUCAUUAAAACUGUAUUAAAGUUACCCUGAUUUUGAAGAUCAUUAAAUAUGUGUGUGACGA